AUGGGGGUGUACUAGAGACAGGCUGGAUUCAGCUACAUCUGAUAUUCCCAUAUCUGUGCAAAGGCAGUGAGGGAUGCACUGAAGACGGAAUUCAAAGCAAAUGCCGAGAAGACUUCUGGCAGCAGCAUAAGAAUUGUGAAAGUGAAAAAGGAAUAA
This is a messenger RNA of Castor canadensis (American beaver), 156 nucleotides long. Its product is annotated as ATP synthase F(1) complex subunit epsilon, mitochondrial-like. Gene Ontology annotation, biological process: proton motive force-driven mitochondrial ATP synthesis. The record is from RefSeq and is a predicted model, not a curated record. Gene Ontology annotation, molecular function: proton-transporting ATP synthase activity, rotational mechanism. NCBI's taxonomy places the organism in Eukaryota, Metazoa, Chordata, Mammalia, Rodentia, Castoridae. Gene Ontology annotation, cellular component: mitochondrial inner membrane.